AGUUAAUAACCGAAGGCGGGGAGGCUGGUCUGGCUAGGUGUGCUGCCCUCCAGAUGUUAUGGACUACAGUUCCAUCAUCCCCUGGUCCAUGCUCGGAGAACUGAAAGAUUACAGAGAAUUACAGUGAUGCAAAGCGAAGGGUGAAGUUGGAGGAACGGUUGUUUCUGGAGCCCUUAUUUGCUGCUGGAGAGAGAGAGUACUUUACGCUGUAUUCCAGGGUGAUAACCUUUAACGAUUGCUGUCUAGCAGGCUCCCCCCUGCUGCCUUUUCCUGGCAAGAACUACCUUAACCCCUCAUGUGCCUGGUGUCAUGAAUGACCUGAUGCCUGCUGCAGAGAUGGAUGACUUCCGAAGGUCCUUCAUUAGGCUGUGCAAGGAGAGCGGUGUUGAGCCACAGGAGAGCGUCUUGCAGCGAUUACAGGAGACAACAGGGAGAAGCCACUUGGAUUUUGCCACCCAGAGCCUUUCUGUGGACACGUGUGGGGCUCUGGGCAAGCUGUUGCAGGAUGAACUGCAGUUCACCGAGAUUGUGCUGAGCGACUGCAUGCUGAGUGAGGAAGGAGCUAAGUUACUACUUUGUGGACUUUGCACAAACACAGUUGUGAAAUCCUUGGACCUGAAGGGCAAUAACCUGCGAGCUGUGGGAGCUGAAGCCCUGGGCAAACUGCUCAGACAAAACAAGUCUAUCAGGAGCCUCACUUUAGAAUGGAACAACUUGGGUAUCUGGGAGGAAAGUUUUGCCUUGUUCUGUGAAGGGCUUGGAGCAAAUGGUAUUCUACAAUGCCUGGAUCUGCGCAAUAAUCAGAUCAACCACCAGGGGGCAGGCGAGCUCGCCAUGGCUCUGAAAAACAAUUCCAGUCUACAGGAACUUGAUCUACGUUGGAAUACCAUUGGGCUUCUCGGGGGACGUGCCCUCCUGAAUUGCCUGCAUACCAACCGGGUUCUCCGACAACUUGAGUUGGCAGGGAACAAUGUACCCAGUGACAUCCUGAAGGCUGUGGAUCAAGCUAUGGAACACAAUCAAGAGCGUCAGAACAUCCUCUGCAAGAAUCAUAACAUGACACGUGUGCUCAGUAAAGAGGUGCUGUGCUUGAAGGAAGAGAAAGCUAAACAGUUCCUGGAUCUGAUGGACACCAUUGACAGACAGAGAGAGGAGAUAACCCGCUUCAACAGGGUAUCAACAACACGAGUCGGGCAGCUGCAGGAAGCUCUGACUGAACGGCAUUCUAUGCUGAACUCACUUAAAGCAAAGCUCCAGAUGACUGAGGCAGCCCUGGCCAUGUCGGAGCAGAAGAUCCAUAGUCUGGGUGAGUUGCUGAGUACAACACAAGAGGAGCAGGCAAGACUGGUGGAGAGCCAGGCCAAGGAGCUGCAGCAGCUCAAGAAGGAUUCUGCAGAUCGAGAAGCAAGGCUUCAACGUGACCUUUCAUCUGCCAAUGACAAAAACCUCCUGCUCAGGAAUGAGGUGGAUGAACUGGAAAGAAAAUACAAAGGGCAGCAGGAGCAGCUUUUUCAUGUGAAGGAGACCCUGACCCACACAACAGCAGAGCUGAAAUUGCGGGCUGCGCAGGCUGAAGAGCGCUUGGAGAUGGAGAAGAGGCGGUUCAAGCAGGGCCUUGAGGAUGCAGAGUCCCUUCGACUGAGGGAGGUAGAUCAAAUGAUGCGUCACCUGGAGACAACUGAGCGUUCUCUGCAGGAGCGAAUCCAGAGGCUGGAAACUAUCCGCAUAGGGCUGGAGGAGGAAUUGAGCCAAGUGAAGGCUGCUGCAGUCAUGGAACGGGGCCAGGUUGAGGAGGAGCUCAUCAAAGCCAAAAGCCAAACCAGGUUGGAAGAGCAACAGCGAUUGGAGCACCUGGAGGACAAGCUGCGUCUGAUGGCCCAGUCCCGCGAUGAGGCACAGAAUUACUGCCUGCAGCAGAAACAAGCUGUGGCUGAGGUACUUGGAAGGGAGAGCCAGCUGAGCAUGCAGGUAGAAGGACUCAAGAGGCGGCUAGAAGACCUUCAACAGGAACUGAGCGGCAAGGAACAGGAAAAGGUAGCCGAGGUUAACAAGGUGCGAGUGGAGCUGCAAGAGCAGAUUGGACGCCUGGAAGCUGAGAGGACAGCACAGGAAGGGCUGCGAGAGAAAAUUGCAGCCCUGGAGCGGCAACUGAAAGCGCUGUCCAGUAAUCACCGGGAGGCACUGCUGGACAAAGACAGUGAAAUCACAAGCCUGCUGGAGAAGCUGAGAGUUCGAGAGGCAGAGAUUUCCAGGAUCAGGGAAGAGGAAGCUCAGCGAGCCAGUUUUCUUCAGAACGCCAUCUUGACCUAUGUUCAGGGCUCCCCCUUGAGUUCUUUCAUCCCCAAGAAGUGAGCCAUAAGUCUUGAAGGACUUUAUCCUGACUUCCACAAAUGGGGAGUCCCAGAAUGAAGAUUGGGGUCAGCAUGUGAGGCAUGUGGGAUAGCCUAGAUUUUGACUUCCUGUUUCAUUUUGACCUUGCGACAUUGCAUUGGAGAUUGCCUGAGCAUGGCCUGUCAUUCAGGGACCUGCAGCUGUCUGUAGCCAAGCACAGCCUUGUUCAAAUCUACAAGCCACGUUUUAAGGCUGUAAGUGACAGCCAUUCAUUCCAGGAUCUAACCUGUAGUUCAUCUGUUUGCAUGAGGUAGGGGCCAAAAAUGUCCUCCUCUGCACACUUACACCUUUAUCCUUGUGCUAGGAUUGUGCCUGGAAAAACUGCAUUGGAGUAGCAAGUGAAAAUCUCCACUAUCAACAAAUCAUCACUCAUGCAGGACUUUCUGUGGCACUGUUUCACUUCCAUGGCAAUCAUGUAUGUUGACAUGAAAAAAACCCUCUGAUCCACACAGCCUUCAUGAUCAUGUGGGGGGCCUGGUUGAAGCAGAAGCUGCUUGUCCUGUUUCACAGCCUUUUUAAAGUGCAUAUAUCAUUUAUCUUUUGUGCCUGGGCAUAGCAGCAUUGCUGAAGCUUUCUGAAGUAUAUAGAGAGCAAGAUGCUGGCACCAGUGUGUAAUUUCUUGGGCCUUCACACUACAGAUCAAGUAUCUCAAUAGGUAUAUAAGACGUCCUGCUUUAUUGUUAUUCAGAAGAGUCACUUGUCGCUCUUCACACAUGACAGAAUUUAAAUAGGUAGAAUGGUGGUUUAGGGGUUGGGACUGGCUCCUACAGUUUGCUGUGUUCCUUCUUUCCUGGAGGAGAUGAGCUCAGGGAUGGCAAACUUCCUGUUAAAUUCUAACUCUUCAUUUUUAAACCAGGAGGGAAAAGACAUGCUCAUUUCGGCCUAACUUCAAGAGCCGGUUUGCAUUUAGUGUCUUUAAAUACAUAUAUUUUAUGCUCCUUGUAUGUUUUAUCAUGUAUAUAUAGCUGCUUUAUAUGUCCAUGUGACAAUGGUACACUUCAGUCAUCUUCCCUAUGAAUUAGGAAUAUAAAUUGGCGAAUUCAUUUUUGUUUGCAGAUAUUAAUGGGAAAUAUCUGAAACCUUCAGCUUUUUCUCCCAAGUUCAUUUCAGUUUCAAAGAAUGUGCAUCUAGAAGAUAAUGGAAUUUAACUUUUUUAAACAUUGUUUCCCUCACCUGCCACAUUUGGGAAAAUGAUUUCUUAACACAUUUUUCAUGAUAAAGCAAUGUAUCCCCAGUUUUUCAGAAAUUUGGACUAUUUUGCCCGAAGCAAUUCAACUAGCCUUUCAAAAGGAAAACAGAAUUUUGUUUUGUUUGGCCCAAUUCAACGGGGGGCCAAUCUGUCUAUGGAGAUGGCACGGAGCCACACCGGCACAUUUGCUCUCCCUGGGGUACUUACCCCACAGCAAAUCAGCUUGGGGUGGCCAUUGCAGUGUUCCUCCCCAGUGUAGUGGGAGCAUUCUGGAGGUGUGGCUGAGGUUGGAGCUGACGUUAGUCAGCAUCCACCCAGCCUUUACCUGCCAGCAUGCCAGCACCCAAUGCUUGGAAAGGUGGCAUAAGUCCAUAGAUCCCAAUGGAAGGCUUUUUGGUAGUGGGGAGUCUUGUUUUGUUUUUUGCCUCCCCAUACUGCUGAGAAGUCCUCUUUUGGAGGUGAUGGGCACCACAGUGGUGCUGUGUCCCACCGCCAGGGACUCUGGGUUGGACUGUAGAACAAGUAAAGGAAGUACCUGUGACUGGAAUGGGACACAUUUAAUUUGGCCAUAAAAGCAGCCACAAGGAAAGGGCCGAUUGGGAUCAUGGUACUGGAGAAGGAGCAACAACUUUAACUCUUCCUCAGUCGAAAAUGUCCCUCUGGCUUAUUCUCACUCAGAGAAGUGGGACUGCAGCCAGAAUAAGCAAGCCCCUUCCUCCCCAUGCCAAAACACCCUUAUACAGCAGUUGUAUAGGGAACAUGUCGGGAACAUACAACAUGUAUAGGGAAAUGUUAUGUCAGCAUUUCAGGUAAUUUAGCCAUUCAUCUAAUUGUUUGUAGUUAGUGAAAUGGGCAAACAAAUAUCAGACAUUUACAGCACAAUCCUAAACAAGAAUUAAACCCUGCUAAACCUGUUGGAGUUAGACGAAUAUAGCUCUUCCUAAUGUAACAAUACUAGUAGCCUCUUAGCCCAAGAUAGGGCUGCUUUGAGUGCUUUUCUUCUGUAGUUGGAGUAAUGUUUCUUUUAUCCUCUCCCUUGAUGAAGAAAAAAACCCUUUUAAAGUCUCAGUCAAAGUGGCAACAAUCUUAUGUCGUGGCUGCCUCACCUUCAAGUUACUAUGAGGACAGGAUUUCUGCCUUGGUAGCAAUCAACCAAGGCGGUUUCAAGUGACACAUGUCUUCUAUGGUGUUCUGUAGGGUUUUUUAAGUGGCUUGUAAUCCUUUUGAUCUGUUUAGGUUCAUUAUUAGUACCUGAUCAAGAGAGUUGCAGGGAUAUUUUGUAGUGUAUACAGAGGGCUGGUGGGUGCAGCAGUAAGAUUAGGAUCUGGGAUGCUGAGCUUCAAAUCUCCCAUUUUGGCACGAAGCUUGCUUGGUGGCCCGGAACCAGUCCCACUGGUACUGUUUCAGCCUACCUCACAGGGUUGUUGUGAGAAUAAAAUGGGAAGGACCCUGAACUCUUUGGAGGAAAAGUGAGAUAAAAUUGACACUUGAGGUAUAAUUCCAAAUCUUUGCCAUCUUUAGCAAUUUGGGGUCCUACCCAUAAAGAACAGCAGCACAUUCUAUGGUAGAAACCAGACAGCAGAGCUGAUGGCUGAACAGGAUUGUUUGCAAAGGCAGUGCAGUGAGGAAAAGGGUAACACUAGGCCAUGAUUACCUUUGCUCUUUUCAGAAUUUGCUGUAAGUGGUUCUGGAAAGAAUUGGAGUGUAGUUCAUUCACGCCUGUCUGGAAUAAUCAGCACCUAGCAGCCCACUGGCCAGCAGCAAAGACACUUCUUCCUCUUGCAUGCAUAUACAGACAGUGCCCCAGGGCCUUUGUUUUAUCAGAGUAUUAAAAAAUCCAACUCAGUUGUCUAAUGAGAUUUGACUGCUUCUGUAGGAAGGCAGAAAUUUGUUCCCUCUUGGGCUUGUCCUGCAUUCUAGGGAGUUGAUACAAAAGGGCAGCAAAUCAGCAUCUAUCAGCAAAUCAGCAGAUUCGAGGCUUCUGUAAUGUGUGUCAGGGAAGCGGGGAAUUUUCACGCAUGACACUUUGAGCCUCUCUUGCACUUUGCACUUAUGUUUGGCGAUACUAUAUGACAAAGAAGAAAAAGCUAUUUUAAUGUAAGACA
Sphaerodactylus townsendi is the source of this 5685-nucleotide messenger RNA. RefSeq names its product leucine rich repeat containing 45 (gene LRRC45). The record is from RefSeq and is a predicted model, not a curated record. Gene Ontology annotation, molecular function: protein binding. Lineage: Eukaryota; Metazoa; Chordata; Lepidosauria; Squamata; Sphaerodactylidae. The transcript is spliced from 18 exons. Bases 310 to 2352 code for a protein of 680 amino acids. Gene Ontology annotation, cellular component: centrosome.